AGCUCCGGAGGCCAGCGCGAGCAACCCUCGCGCGUCCUCUCCCCCGGUGAGCGACGGCCCCCAGCGCGCUCGACCGCCCUUUCUUCCCCCUUCCUCUAGCCGUGCGCGUUCCCUCAUCUGGCGCGACCCCCCUCGCGCGCCCGAUUCAGGCGCGGCCCCUUUCUCUCCCGCUCCCCGCGGCGCUGGGCCUCUUUAGGCGCCCGAUCCCGGCCAGGGUCCCCUCGUUCCUGCCUGCCGGACGCCGCUAACGGUUUCGUGUACGGCUUCCGGGGGAGACUCCGCGCGUCCAUCCGUGUGCCGGGCUGGGCCGGGGGUCGCGAUGUCGGGCGGGGACUCGGCGGCGGCUGCGGCCUCCCCUCAGCCGCUCCCCUUCUCCUUGCCGAAGCCCCCUCCCCUCAUGCAGCUGACGCCGGGGGACGCCGUCCGCCCCGUUGCCUCCGCUGCGGACCAAUCGCCGAAGAGCUCCCGGUUGGGAGGCCGCCCGGAUUGGCCGGGUGGGAAGCCUGUCAGCCUCCUGGCCCCGCUGCUCCCGCCCCGCGGUGAGCCCGAGCCUCUAAUGCCCUUUGGCCCCUCGUCGCGGCAGCAACUUAGAGGGAGGCUUCUUGGCAGGUGUGGCGGGGGGGGCCUCCUGAACCCCUCGAUGAGGCCGGGCGGAGUGGAUAGAGGAUCCCUCAUGAUGGGGCACCCAGGCAUGCCGCAUUAUCCACCUAUGGGAAUGCACCCAAUGGGCCAGAGACCACCGAAUAUGCCACCAGUUCCACAUGGAAUGAUGCCUCAGAUGAUGCCUCCAAUGGGAGGACCACCAAUGGGGCAGAUGCCUGGAAUGAUGCAGUCAAUGAUGCCUGGAAUGAUGAUGUCUCAUAUGUCCCAAGCGCAUAUGCAGCCUACUGUACCGCCAGGAGUAAACAGUAUGGACACACAAGUAGGCACUACACCUCCUGGAACACAGAUCACACAUCAAAUAGUUUGCGCAGCCCAGCAAACCACCACAACCAACAGUUCUAUAAAUGAAGAUCCUUCUAAACAGAAAUCUAUGUGGACUGAACAUAAAUCACCAGAUGGAAGAACUUAUUAUUAUAAUACCGAAACAAAACAAUCUACAUGGGAGAAGCCAGAUGAUCUCAAAACACCUGCUGAGCAAUUGUUAUCUAAAUGCCCUUGGAAAGAGUACAAAUCUGACUCUGGAAAGCCUUAUUACUACAAUUCCCAAACAAAAGAAUCACGCUGGGCAAAACCCAAAGAGCUUGAAGAUCUUGAAGCAAUGAUUAAAGCUGAAGAAAACAGCAGUAAACCAGAAGAAUCAACUCCAACAUCUUCUGCUCCAGCUGUUGCAACAGAAAUUACAGAUACCGUCACUGCUGCCGCCGCCACCACCACCACCAGUGAGGUUGAAACUGCCGUGGCUACUACUGCAGCCACUGCCAUUCCUGCUGUAACGGCUGCUCCUGAGGCUGAAGCUUCUACAGUAGCUGCUGUUGUAGAAAAUGAAAGUACAGUAACUACAACAGCUGAGGAACAAGUGCAGCAAACUACUACUACCACCACCACUGCCACCGCCGCUGCCACAACCAUCGCCACCCCUGUUGUACAAGAGCAGAAUGCAGAAGCUGUCACUAACACUGUAGAGGAAACUUCUAAACAGGAGGCUUCAGUGGAUGUUGCUCCCAAAAAAGAGGAAGAGGACACCCAGCCAGUUAAAAAAACAUAUACAUGGAAUACGAAAGAAGAAGCAAAGCAAGCAUUUAAAGAACUGUUGAAAGAAAAGCGUGUACCAUCCAAUGCCUCAUGGGAGCAAGCUAUGAAAAUGAUCAUUAAUGAUCCUAGAUACAGUGCAUUGGCAAAGUUGAGUGAAAAAAAGCAAGCCUUUAAUGCUUACAAAGUCCAGACGGAGAAAGAAGAAAAAGAAGAAGCAAGAUCAAAAUACAAAGAAGCUAAAGAAUCCUUUCAACGUUUCCUUGAAAACCAUGAAAAGAUGACAUCUACAACGAGAUACAAAAAAGCUGAACAAAUGUUUGGUGAGAUGGAGGUCUGGAAUGCAAUAUCAGAACGUGAUCGUCUUGAAAUUUAUGAAGAUGUCUUGUUCUUUCUGUCUAAAAAAGAAAAGGAACAAGCCAAGCAGUUACGAAAGAGGAAUUGGGAGGCUUUGAAAAACAUAUUGGAUAACAUGGCUAAUGUAACAUACUCUACCACUUGGUCGGAGGCCCAACAGUAUCUGAUGGACAAUCCUACAUUUGCAGAGGAUGAAGAACUUCAGAAUAUGGAUAAAGAAGAUGCACUGAUUUGUUUUGAAGAACACAUCAGGGCUUUGGAAAAAGAAGAGGAAGAAGAAAAACAGAAGAGUUUGCUUAGGGAAAGGCGACGACAACGUAAAAAUAGAGAAUCUUUUCAGUUAUUUUUGGAUGAAUUACAUGAACAUGGGCAGUUACAUUCAAUGUCUUCCUGGAUGGAGUUGUAUCCAACCAUAAGUUCUGACAUCAGAUUUACUAACAUGCUUGGUCAGCCUGGUAAGACUACUUCCUCUUCCAACAAUGUAGAAAGUGAUACAGUUUUUUCAUUAGGAUCAACUGCACUUGAUCUUUUCAAGUUUUAUGUUGAAGAUUUGAAAGCACGUUACCAUGAUGAAAAGAAGAUAAUAAAGGACAUCUUAAAGGAUAAAGGAUUUCUGGUUGAAGUGAAUACUACUUUUGAAGACUUUGUUACGGUCAUCAGUUCAACUAAAAGAGCUACCACUUUAGAUGCUGGAAAUAUCAAACUGGCUUUCAAUAGUUUGCUGGAAAAGGCAGAAGCCCGUGAACGUGAGCGGGAGAAAGAAGAGGCUCGCAAAAUGAAGCGGAAAGAGUCUGCAUUCAAGAGCAUGUUAAAACAAGCUACGCCCCCAAUUGAAUUGGAUGCUGUCUGGGAAGAUAUCAGAGAUAGAUUUGUUAAGGAACCAGCAUUUGAAGACAUCACUCUAGAAUCUGAAAGAAAAAGAAUCUUUAAAGACUUUAUACACGUACUAGAGCACGAGUGUCAACAUCAUCAUUCAAAGAAUAAGAAACAUUCUAAAAAGUCUAAAAAGCAUCACAGAAAACGGUCUCGCUCCCGUUCGGGCUCAGAGUCUGAUGAUGAUGAUAGCCAUUCAAAGAAGAAGAGGCAACGCUCAGAAUCUAGAUCAGUUUCUGAUCGUUCUUCCAGUGCAGAAUCUGAGAGAAGUUACAAGAAGUCAAAAAAACACAAGAAGAAAAACAAAAAGAGGAGACACAAGUCUGAUUCACCAGAAUCUGAUACUGAACGAGAAAAGGAUAAAAAAGAAAAAGAGAGAGAGAAUGAAAAGGAUAGACCUAGACAAAGAUCGGAAUCAAAGCAUAAAUCUCCUCCUAAAAAGCGUCCUGGAAAAGAUUCUGGUAAUUGGGAUACAUCUGGGAGUGAACUGAGCGAAGGGGAAUUAGAAAAACAGAGAAGAACCCUCUUGGAACAACUGGAUGAAGAUCAAUAAGAACAUUAUUUAUACCAAAUACAUUUACAGUAGGAUUUAAUAAAAGAAACUGAUGUCUAAUUCAGGACAUGAGUUCUGAUAUUCUGAGUUCCAUUGUUGAAAUAACAGUGGGUUUUAAUGAUACUGCAUAAAAAAAUGCAUUCAAGUAAUAUCAUUAUGGGGCCUGGCAUCAAAUCUAGAAAAAACAGAGGAAAUUCAGAGUUAAAGUUGAAGUUCUGUUCUUGACUUGCUAGGAAGCAUAUAUAUUCUGUACACCCUAGAGCCCUUUGAUGAAUGGAAGUUGUUUCACUUCUGAUUCUGGGUCCUGCCUACUCUGGCCAGGGAAAGUAUUAGCCCCUUUCUAGCAAUCCAUGUCUUAAACAGUUCUUUCUGGAAAGGUGCUAAACCUGCUUUUAGAGGCCAGUGGAGACAAGCUAAAUUUCCUUUUUGGAAAGAUUCAAAAUGUAGUUUCUUGUGGCUUAAUUGUCUUUGUGUGUGUUUUUUUUUUGUUUUGUUUUGUUUUUUUGGCAGGAGGAGGGAAAUGGAGAGGGAAUAAUGAAUCCAUUUCUUGAUUUAUUGUAGUACAGAGAAGCACCAGAAACAGAAAUUGCUUUUUUUGUGCACUACAUUACUGGCCAAACUUAUGGUUUUGAUAAUUUGUAUUAAACAAAAAAUGUGACUUCCUGGCUGAGACUUUCUAUGUCAAGUUUCAUCUUGGAGUGAAUUUUUAUGGUAAAGUUUUAAACCCUUACAAAUAGGUGUUUAUGAUGGAAAUCUGCUAGGCCUUUCAUUACAGUGGCACUAGAGGGCGCUGCUGUAAAAUAGCCACCAUUUUUAUUAAAGUAAAACCUGACAUAUAUAUUAAAAUGGCUGAGGGCAUUAUUUCAGCAUUUAUCUUGAUAAGAAAAUUUAACAUAAAAUCAAAUGGUAAAUUAAUUUCAAUAUGUUGCCUUAAGGACCUGCUGAAGAAUGUACCACCAAAUUUUAAAUAGCAGUUGCAAUAUUAAUGUAGAAAAUCAAUGUUAUUCUAAACCUUUUCUUUAAAAAAAAAAAAAAACUAGUAUUGUUUUUAAAAAUUCAGCUUCCACCCCCCACCCUCCUUUUGGUAGCCUCUGACCAGUUUUGCUUUGAGGAAAAGUUCUACUUUCCCUAUUCAGUGACAAGUAUUGACUACUGUGGUACACAUUCUGAAACCUUUCUGAUUUGAAUAUUUUUGUACAUUUUUAUCAAUUAUUAAAUUUUGUCCUCUAGCGUGUACUAGUAUUUAUUUCUAGUUUUAAAUACUCUGUACAGCUCUAAUAGAAAUAACUGCUAUCUAUGAUUGAUGGAAUAAGCAACAUGUGUUCACUCAAUUUUUAUUUUGAAGACUGUGUACAGAGUGUAGCUUCCUUUUCAGCGUAUUAAUCCCUUUUUCUAAUACAUAUGACAAACGUUACCAGUACAUAAAUGCCUAAAAAGCCCAUUUAAGAUCAAAACCUACAACUGCAGCAUUCACACAGAAUAUUUUCAGUAGGAUGGGUAAAUGAGUCACACUUUUUAAGGUUGCUCUUUGAGACUGAAACUUUUCAAUUGAAAGAAAAUAUUUGAGACAUAUUUGGUCUGCUAUAUUCAGAAGGAAAUGACAGGUUUUUGUAUUUAAAAAUAUUCAGUAUACACCUCUAACAUAACAAAUACUAGUCAUCCAUCACUACCUAACAUACCUGUGAAUCAUUCCUUAUUGAAGAAAUACCUUAUACGACUUUUGCCAGGUAGGGUUUGAGGUAAAGAAUUCUAAUAAAUUGUAUUUUAUGUAUAAUAAAAUGUUUCAUGCUAAAUAUCCAAAAAACUGCAAAUGAACUAAAAUGUUGGCAGUGGGACUGUUCCAUAUUUCUGCACCAUGCCCAGCAACUAUCCAAAGUGUGGAAAGUUGCAGGUUAGUCUGUGUGUCAGGACUUGAGCGCUGAUCAUGGGUAUAUGGCUAUAUAAAAUCAGUUAGAUUUUAAAUAUAUAUAUUUUGCUAACCUUGUAAAAUUCACUUCCCUGUGUUUAUAUUUUAAAAAAGCAAAUACAUUGGUAUUGUAGCAAUUAGGUUAACUCUAUAGUGAAAAACAAAACUAAACACACAAUUUGGGGGUGAUAGUACGCAGUACACAGUUCAUCAUGUCUAAUAUUUGGUUUUACAUUGACAGAGAUUUGAGGAAAUGUUUAAAGGUAGCAAAUUAGUUUAGAAUUUUUGACAGGUAAUAAUGGUUUUGAAAACACAUUAGAAUUUGUGUAAAAUACUUUUAUUGCCUAGCAUAAUUUACAUGAAGAAACAUGUUUCUAAGUAAAUAUUACUUUUAAAAGGUUUGUCUUUAUUUUUCCAUUAAAAAUAAAAAAUGUAACUGUAAAUUA
Trachemys scripta elegans is the source of this 5827-nucleotide messenger RNA. RefSeq names its product pre-mRNA processing factor 40 homolog A (gene PRPF40A). The transcript is spliced from 26 exons. Gene Ontology annotation, biological process: mRNA cis splicing, via spliceosome. Gene Ontology annotation, molecular function: protein binding; RNA binding. Gene Ontology annotation, cellular component: U1 snRNP; U2-type prespliceosome. Lineage: Eukaryota; Metazoa; Chordata; Testudines; Emydidae. The coding region runs from base 320 to 3475 and encodes 1051 amino acids. The record is from RefSeq and is a predicted model, not a curated record.